Molecule: messenger RNA, 540 nt
Organism: Guillardia theta CCMP2712
Lineage: Eukaryota; Cryptophyceae; Pyrenomonadales; Geminigeraceae
Exons: 6
Biological process (GO): mRNA splicing, via spliceosome
Cellular component (GO): U2-type catalytic step 1 spliceosome
Source: RefSeq, a predicted model, not a curated record
GACAUGCAGGUGCUGAACAAGUACUACCCGCCGGACUUCGACCCGACUCUUCUUCCGAGGAAUCGAAAGCCACGAGAUCGGCAGAUUGAAGUUCGCAUCAUGAUCCCCUUCACCCUCUGCUGCUCCAUGUGCAAGGAGUUCAGCUAUCGAGGAAAGAAAUUCAAUUCCAAGAAGGAGAUUGCUCAGGAUGUGACGUAUCUUGGUAUCCACAUUCACAGAUUCUUCAUCAAAUGUCCUCGUUGUGCCAGCGAGAUCGUGUUCCGAACAGAUCCCGAGCAUGCCGAUUACAUUCUAGAGCAUGGAGCUACGAGAAAUUACGAGGUUUGGAACGACAGGCGUGGUGAAGACGAGGACGAGGACGAGAACGAUGUCAUGAAGGCAUUGGAGAAGAAGACCCACGACAACAAGAUUGAGAUGGACAUUCUUGAUGCUCUUGACGACGCUAAGACUCUCAAUGCAAGGUCGAUGCAGUAUAUGCCACUGCCGCUGUCGCUCAGGCUCAAUUUAGGCACCAGAAGGUUGACAUGGACAAAGUCUUAG